Messenger RNA from Rubroshorea leprosula, 519 nucleotides. Lineage: Eukaryota; Viridiplantae; Streptophyta; Magnoliopsida; Malvales; Dipterocarpaceae. The record is from the annotation of a GenBank genome assembly.
ACAGGCUCUUGAGCUCUCUCUUCUCCCCUCCUCCGAUUUUGAAGAGAAGUAGAGAAUCGUCCAUUGGGGAAUAGAUUUAGCGUAAGAACAGAGGAAGGUUUGGUUUGUACAGAGAGAAAGGGGUAUGGCGCAGCCGAGCAAAGAGCCUUGCAAGAAGGAGGCUUGCGAUAUCCAAGCUUGUCUCAGCAAGAACAAUUUUCUUCCUAAAAGGUGCCAGAGAGUGAUUGAAUUGCUACAGGCUUGCUGUGAGAAAUGCAAUUACAGCUCCACACAUUGUGCUUCUGUGUCUGAUCUUCUCAAGCAAAUAACCAAGUGAUGUCUUUCACCAUGCGGAAGCUCCAGCAGCGCUAACAUUUUCCAAGAGUUGAUUCUGUAACUUGGUUUUAUUUCAUGAAGCAAUUACUGUAUCUUUGACCUUUUCAUGUUAGAUGAGUUUGUCUUUCAUGUGCCAGAAUUAAACAUGUUGCAAUCAAUUUACCAAGAAAGAAUACAGUAAGCCAAUAAAUUUUGCCCUUUUUU